This is a messenger RNA of Aedes albopictus (Asian tiger mosquito), 612 nucleotides long. RefSeq lists its product as uncharacterized. The coding region runs from base 1 to 612 and encodes 203 amino acids. The record is from RefSeq and is a predicted model, not a curated record. The transcript has a single exon. Lineage: Eukaryota; Metazoa; Arthropoda; Insecta; Diptera; Culicidae.
AUGGAAAACCAACUGGCAAGCUUGAACCCCAUCUUCCUCAACAAAAAAGAACGUAGAGAUGAGACGUUUAUCAGAUCCAAGCCAUCUGUUCUGAAUGUCAACGCUCGUCCAACAGACCCACAAAAAACGUGUCCACUGUGCAAUGCCAAUGAUCAUCUGAGCCUCGUCAAGUGUGAAAAGUUUGCCAAACUUUCCGUUGAGCAACGCCGUUCUGUAGCAAGAUCGUGUAAGGUGUGUUACAUAUGUUUGAAGCAGGACCAUUCGCGCCGCAACUGUCGAUCUGAUCUAUCGACGUGUACAGUAUGCAACAAAAACCACCAUGAAUUAGUGCACUCGGAUAAAGAAAGUAGACAACCAUUUCGCAAGUACGGAAACAAGGAUGCUGAAGAUGUCUACCACGUCAAUGGCAGGAAUGUGACUACUAUGCUGCGUGUCGGUAAAGUUCGGAUCCGUAGUCAUGGUAAAGUUCAGGACGUUUUCGCUCUAUUCGAUGAAGGAUCUUCCCUCUCAAUGAUCGAUUCGGAACUUGCUGAUCAAAUGGAGCUGAGCGGUCCAGUUUCACCUGUAACCUACCGCUGGACAAACGGAAUUUUGCACAAUGAUUCCGAGUGA